CCGAGUUCUCGCGAGGUCGGGCGGCGGGACCGCGAUUGGCUGACGGGGACUGAAUGCAAGAUGGCGCCCAGGGAGCUGUGAGGCGAAAAUAAUCUAUCGGAGAGAGGAGAAUAAGCGGAGCCUGUGUGACCGCGGAGGGAGGCCGGACGGAGAGCGCGCUGUGACGGGGAGCACACAGGGAGACGGCGGGCAGGCAGCGGCGGAUCCCGGACACACAGCGGGCGGAGCAGCAGGAGCGGCGGCAGCCGGAGGGAUUUGCACUAUGAAUAACUCAAUAGAGAACACCAUUUCAUUUGAAGAAUAUGUCCGAAUGAAGGCCCGGACUGUUCCGCAGCAUAGGAUGAAGGAAUUCUUGGACUCUUUAGCUGCAAAAGGUCCAGAUGCUUUGCAGGAAUUUCAUCAGCCGCCGACCACAACCAUGGUUUAUCAACAAGGGGGUAACUGCAUCUACACAGACAGCACAGAAGUUGCAGGGUCUUUGCUGGAACUGGCAUGUCCAGUUACCACAAGUGUUCAGCAACAGCAGCAGGACCAGCAGAUUCAAGUUCAACAACAGAUUCUUGAAGCACUCACAAGGCCUUGGAAUCUUCACCACACUGCCCCUCAGCCGAACCGAAUCAGCCACUCCCCAGAGGGGUCCCAGGACUCUGGUAUUUCAGAAGAUAUGUUGCUGCUAUUUGAACGUCAUGUCCUAAAGAAUGACAAAGAUUUCUGUGAGCUGAACUGUGUGCAGGUACAGCAGUCUCCCCAGCAGGUGACAACCCAGCAACUCUCUCCCCAGCUUAAUGUCCAUCCAUCAAAUGAGCAAACCAUCCAAGUACAAGUGCAAAUCCAGGGCUCUGCUCAAUCACAGACGCAGCAAAGUGGGCAAACAUUACAGACUCAGUCCCUGCAGAGCCCCGGCCCUUCUCAGCAGCUCUCCAACUCCCAGUUACAGGUGUCUCAGAUACAAGUGCAACACUCUGAUAUCCAGGAUGACCACAUACAGCACUCACAGAUCCAUGCACAACUGGCAGCAGGACAAUCUGUUGGUAGCGGAAUACAGAUUCAAGCUGCAGGAGCUCUAUCACCCCCACCAACCCAGCAAGGAUCCCCAAGGGAAGGGGAGCGCCGAUCCAGCACUUCCAGUGUUCUCCAACCAGUAAAAAAGCGUAAAGUGGACAUGCCUAUCACUUUGUCAUAUGCAAUUUCAGGCCAACCAGUGGCUGCAGUCCUGGCCAUUCCACAGGGUCAGCAACAGAGCUACGUGUCAUUAAGGCCAGACUUACUGACAGUGGACAGUGCUCAUCUUUAUGGGGCUACUGGGACCAUUACAAGCCCAACAGGAGAAACCUGGACCAUCCCAGUUUAUUCUGCAAAUGCCCGUAGUGAUCUUCAACAGCAGAAUAUAACCCACAUUGCAAUCCCUCAAGAUGCCUACAAUGCCGUCCAUGUAACAGGUUCUCCCACCACGGUAGCAGCUGUAAAAUUAGAGGAUGACAAGGACAAAAUGGCCAAAAACACACACGAGGAAGUGGUGCAAACUCUUGCUAACUCUCUGUUUCCAGCCCAGUUCAUGAAUGGAAAUAUUCACAUUCCAGUUGCAGUACAGGCUGUUGCAGGGGCUUAUCAGAACAGCGCACAAACUGUUCACAUAUGGGACCCUCAACAGCAGGCAUCUCUCCAUGAGCAGGUUCAGCAGCAGCAUCAGCAUCAGCUGCAGACACAAAUUGCUGAUGUUGAGCCCCAGCCCCAGCCUUCCCCUGAACUAAUGCUCCCUAAUUCCCUGAAACCAGAAGAGGGGCUUGAAGUGUGGAAACACUGGGCACAAACAAAGAAUGCAGAACUGGAAAAGGAGGCUCAAAACAGAUUAGCACCCAUAGGAAGGCGUCAGUUGUUGAGGUUCCAGGAGGAUCUCAUAUCCUCCGCAGUUGCUGAAUUGAAUUAUGGUCUGUGUCUCAUGACAAAAGAAUCUCGAAAUUCAGAAGGGGAGCCAUAUGAUGCAGACAUUCUAUAUUAUGUAUUCCUUUGUAUUCAAAAGUACCUUUUUGAAAAUGGACGAGUGGAUGACAUAUUUUCAGAUACUUAUUACAGCAAGUUUGCAGAGUACCUUCAUGAUGUUCUCAAGAGCUUUCAACCACGUGUCACAACUCUUGGUUAUGUCAUGCCAAGCCAUGUGACAGAAGAGAUGCUCUGGGAAUGCAAGCAGCUGGGAGCACACUCCCCAGCAACACUACUCACUACACUUAUGUUUUUUAAUACAAAGUAUUUUUUGUUAAAAACUGUUGACCAGCAUAUGAAACUAGCAUUCUCAAAGGUACUAAGGCAAACUAAGAAAAACCCUUCUAAUCCAAAGGAUAAGAGCACGAGUAUUCGAUAUCUUAAAGCACUUGGCAUUCAUCAAGCUGGACAGCAGAAAGAUGACAUGUAUGCAGAGCAGACCGAGAACCCUGAAAAUCCAUUGCGAUGUCCCAUUAAAUUGUAUGAUUUCUACCUCUUCAAAUGCCCACAGAGUGUGAAAGGUCGUAAUGACACCUUUUACUUGACUCCAGAGCCUGUGGUGGCCCCCAACAGCCCAAUCUGGUACUCCACCCAGCCAAUCAGCAGAGAGCAAAUGGAACAGAUGUUGACACGAAUUCUAAUUAUCAGAGAAAUUCAGGAAGCCAUUGUGGUUGCAAGUGCCAGCAACAUGCACUAAUCCUUUCCAGCCACGAAUAAUAUGUAAACGGAAGAGAGAUCAUGUACAGACUUUUACACUAAAGAAGAUGCCUACAUUUUUUUUUUUUUCUUUUCCUUUUUUUUUUUAUUCUAAUUAUUAUUAUUGGUGUAGCUAUUGGAGCCACUUUUAGGCUUCUCCUGUUUAAAAUAAAGUAUACAAGAAAACAUCCACAAUGUGCAUCUUAACAAAACUAUUAAAAUGCAUUGUUAAAGGUUCUGCUUACCAAAUUACCGAGCACAUGGCCUUUUCUUUCAUAAAGUCCCUAAAUGUUAAUGCAUAGUGUAUGGGACUAAACAUAUUUAAAAAAUAAAAUUAAAAAAGUGCAGUUUAUAAAAUUGCCUGUGAUGGGUAACCUUUGGCACAUAAGCUGUUGUGAAUAAUUUCCCAUCAUGCUCAGCUAGCUGAUCAACUGGCUGUACAUCACUGAAAAUGUCAUCUACACUUGCUGACCUGUGAAAAGUUAUUCAUCAACGGUUUGCAGACUGGACUAAUUGUAAAGGGUUCUGCUUGUUUCCUUGCUACCAUAUAUAAAGCCUUUUUAUUCUGUUUUUCUUUUACUUUUCUUUAGCAGUUCCCUAGUUUUAUAUAAUGGCAUAACUAUAUACAUACAAAUGUUUUAGAAACAGUGAGACUUUUCCACAUGACAUUGAAUAUACCCCCUAUUACUUUUUGUGGCCCAAAUAUCAAGGCCUUAAACUGCAGGCAUAGAAGCCUAUGUAAAUAUAUUGUAAUAUAAUCUUGUGUAUCUUCUGCACAUAUCUCCAUAUUUCUCCAUUGUUCUUAUGCUCCUUGUUUUAUUAAGAAUGACAAGCACGUCUUUUUAAUAUG
This is a messenger RNA of Pelobates fuscus (common spadefoot toad), 3526 nucleotides long. It is a transcript of the gene QRICH1, whose product is annotated as glutamine rich 1. NCBI's taxonomy places the organism in Eukaryota, Metazoa, Chordata, Amphibia, Anura, Pelobatidae. The transcript is spliced from 12 exons. The coding region runs from base 263 to 2677 and encodes 804 amino acids. The record is from RefSeq and is a predicted model, not a curated record.